GCUCCGCCGCGCCAUCGUCGGCCUCCGUGCAGCUCGCCCGCGCCUUCCUCCCGCUCCCUCCUCCCUGCGUAGCUCCUCCGCCCCCUUCUCUACGCAGCUCGCCCGCUCCCUCCUCCGGCUUACUCCUCUGCGUAGCUCCCCCUCUCACUCCAUUGGGAAAAAUGGCAUCUUUCUCCUCUGCAGAACACAGCGCCGCCUAGCACUUCGCCAUGGACGCGCUCAGCUUCGUGGUACCGCGGAUCCUCCUCUUCGCUGUCACCCACGGCUCCGGGGUGUUCAUAAUGCCCUGCCACAUCCCGCAAGGGCUCCGGGGUGGCUGGAGAUCUGUGGCGGUGGAGGGGAUCGUGCUCUACUUUGAUGUACACUAUUCAACAAUAUAUACAGUAGAGUAAUUACUGUCUACUGAAAAUGGAGUAAGUGUGAUCUUCAGAGUGUGCUAACCUAGUAUCUGUAGGUUUUGAUUUGCUUGCAGAUUUGUGAGUGUGAUCUUCAGAGUGUGAUUUGACAGUCUUCAGAGUGUGAUCACCAUUUCCUUGAUGAACACAACAGAGAGGAACCAGUUGACAGGAACAUCAAAGGAUCAAGAGGACAGUAGCCGCUGCCCGCUGCGUCGAGAGGAUCAAUAGGAGCAGCAGAUUACUCACAGUUCAAAUCGCUCCAGCCUUGUGGUAUUUAGAGCACAAAUUCACGUCAAGAGGAGCAGAUGAUCAAUUCGAGUUGUCGGAGCUAUGAACGCCGGAGCAGCGGCGAAGGGUAAGGGAGCUGCGGACGCGGAGCAGCGGCAGAGGGUUAAGGAGCUGCGGACGGCGGAGCAGCGGCGGACCUUGGGCUCUCGAUUGGAGCGGAGGGUGGCGCCGGCGAGGGACCUGCGGCCGGCGGGGAAGGAUGUCGAAGUUGCGGCGGAGGGUGAGGGAGCUGCGGACGGCGGAGCAGUGCAGCAACGGCAGACCUCGGUGACGGAGCUCUCAAUUGGAGUGGAGGCAGGCAGCCGGCGGGGAAGGACAACGGCGCUGCGGCGGAGGGAGACAGAGCUGCGGAUGGCGGAGCAGCGCAGCAACAGCCGAAAUCAGGCUCUUGAUUGGGGCGGAGGUAGGCGGCCGGCGGGGAAGGACGGCGGAGCAGCGAAGGAGCUUCCAAGCCACGGGACGAGGGCCAGGAUGGAGAAGAUUCAAAACUGGGAGGACCUUUUUGCAAAAUGUUAUUUCUAUAGCGCUCGCGACAAGUAAUUGGAACCGGAG
This is a messenger RNA of Triticum dicoccoides, 1238 nucleotides long. RefSeq lists its product as uncharacterized. NCBI's taxonomy places the organism in Eukaryota, Viridiplantae, Streptophyta, Magnoliopsida, Poales, Poaceae. The coding region runs from base 729 to 1226 and encodes 165 amino acids. The transcript is spliced from 2 exons. The record is from RefSeq and is a predicted model, not a curated record.